This is a messenger RNA of Vigna umbellata (rice bean), 3800 nucleotides long. RefSeq names its product LA RNA-binding protein (gene LARP1A). The record is from RefSeq and is a predicted model, not a curated record. Gene Ontology annotation, biological process: mRNA stabilization. NCBI's taxonomy places the organism in Eukaryota, Viridiplantae, Streptophyta, Magnoliopsida, Fabales, Fabaceae. Gene Ontology annotation, molecular function: RNA cap binding.
GUAUAUGUGUACACACAACACACUAAAACGUUGUCCCUCACUUUUCAUCUGUUACCCUCGCAACUUUGUUGGCGUCUGUUAACGUUGUGCUGCUGUCUCCAAACACACUCACAACACAUAACAAACUCAAUCCAUCACCUCACUGUCCAAAACCCUAAUCUUUCACUGUUCUUCUGUUGUCACGCUGACCCAACACUUUUUUCACUUGAACUUCAGGAAAGGAACCCUUUUUACCACACCCACAUGAAAUCAUCGUCCAUUCAGGUCUGGGUUGGUUUGCUCAAUAUCACUGAUUCAUUUUGCAAGUAAAAGUUCAAUCUUUUUGUGGUGUCUUUGUGUUUUUCUUGAAUCUCUUAGCAUCCAUCAGGCUGAUAGGUUAGGGUGUUGUGUGUUUGGGCAAGUGGGGUUUAGAAGGGGAAAUCUUGGGAGUUGGGUGGAUUGGUGAGAGAAAAAGGCAGUUAUGGUGACUGCUGAGACUGAGAUUGGUGGGGAUCAGAAGGGGAUUGUUGCUCCUAAGUCCCCUUGGAAGACUCCUGCUGGUGAUGGGAAGGGAAGUGAUGUGUCUGUGAUGAUGGGCACUGAGGCUUGGCCAGCUCUCUCUGAUGCACAAAGACCACCCAAAAAUGUUGAGAUUGCUGCUGCUUCUGUGGCAAAUGUUGGUGAGGUUGCUCCUAGACCUCCUUCUAUGCAGAAGGUGAAUGAUUCUGGAAAUAUUAACCCGGUACAUAAGCUGCCAUCAUCCCGUCAUCCAAAGCUGGGUGCUAAGCGAAACUCAAGUGGUGCACCUCCCUUUCCUGGUCCACUGCCUUAUCUUCAGCCAGUUCCUCCAAUUUUUUAUCCUAUGGUACCGCCUCCACAUAUUGCUGUUCCUGGUUAUGCUUUUCCACCUGGUCCAGGACCUUUUCCCGGUGUAGAAACUCCUAUGGGGAAGCCGGUAUCCCAGCCACCAGGACAAGCUUUUGCUCCGCCUGCUCAUGCUGUUGAUCCCAAAAGUGUUCAGCCGCCAGUGCAAGGGGAGCCAAAUGCUUAUGCUGCUAAUUUUUCUAAUGGAAGACCAAACAUCCAGGAACAAGGUGACCAUCCAAAUCAUGCCUGGCAUCAUCAGAGGCCUUUUCCUUCCAGAGCAAACAUUCCUAUGCAACAUGGUUUCGGACCAAGGCCAUUUAUACGGCCUCCAUUUUAUGGUCCGCCUCCGGGGUACAUUGUUGGUCCAGGCUUCCCAGGAUCUGCCCCAUAUUGGGGUGUCACUAUGCCACCUCCUGGCUCCAUUAGAGGACCCCAUCCUCGGCAAUUUGUUCCAUAUCAUGUCAACCCCACGCCUCAGCCACCACCUCCGGACACUGCAUCUUUGAGGACUAGUAUUGUUAAACAGAUAGACUAUUACUUUAGUGACGAAAAUCUGCAGCAUGACCAUUACCUUAUUUCCUUGAUGGAUGACCAAGGAUGGGUUCCCAUAUUCACUAUUGCUGGUUUUAAAAGGGUCAAGAGGAUGAGCACAGACAUACCUUUUAUCCUUGAUGCACUUCAGAGCUCUAAUAAUGUGGAAAUUAAGGGUUACAAAAUAAGGAAAUGCGAUAAUUGGUCAAAAUGGAUUCGAGUUUCUUCAGGAAAUUCAGAAUCAUCUACAGCUCAGAUUCAGCAGAACCAACUUGUAGAUGGUGCUGUCAAUUCCCUUGAGAAUAGUGAUGCUGCUGGAGAUAAUACAAUAGAGACAUCUGAGGCAAAUCCUAAAGAUGCUGUUCAUAAUUCAAUUUUGGCUGAACAUGAUCAGCUCAAUGAAGAUAAGUUGCAAGUUUCACAUGCAAACCAAGGAAACAAUACGGAGAGCCAUUAUUCCAAUGGUAAACCGAUUGUUGCAACUGGUGAAAAUGUCAAAUUGUGUGAUUUUGACACAAUUAGCAGUAAUUUACGUGAUCUACAAGAAACUGAGCCCAAAAUAUUUGACAAUAAUGAGACUAGAAACAUGGAUGCAUUGAAUGAUAUGGAUGUCCAGGACCUUACAAAUGAUUUUGGCAAUACCUUUAUGCUCGAUGAAGAGAUAGAGCUUGAGCAGAAGAUGAUAAAGAAGAGUGAACUUUCUUCUAGUGGAAGGAUUGACGAUGAAGAUGAUGAGAUGGCUGUCAUUGAACAGGAUGUUCAAAGACUAGUAAUUGUCACCCAGAAUGGUGAUCCUAAACAAGGAUAUAGAGGUGGUGGCAAAGAAUCAAAAUCCAUUUCCAAUGAGCUUGCUUCUGCAAUAAAUGAUGGGCUUUACUUCUAUGAGCAGGAGCUGAAACAUAGGCGGUCUAAUCGUAGUAGAAAGAAUAACUCUGAUAGUAGAGAUCGGAAUAUCAAAUCUCCUAGCCAUAAUUCGGGUGUGUCAAAUUUAAAGGCAGUUGAGAAUAUAGGUGCAAACAGUGUUGAAGAGUCUGGAAGCAAUACUUCUCGAAGGAAACAGAAAGUAUUUCACAAACAACCAUCUUCCCUUAAGCAGCGGUUUUUCUCAAGUAAUUUUAGAAAUCAUGGAACUAGUCGCAAUUCUCACGGAAUCAUAUCCGAAAGUCCACCUAGUAAUUCGGUCGGAUUUUUCUUUGCUUCUACGCCUCCUGAAAAUCAUGGUUUCAAGCCUUCCAAAUUGAGUAGUUCACCUCAUGGUGGCCUUUCUGGUAGUCCACAUGGAGGAUUUUCGGGCAGUCCUCAUGGAGGAUUUUCGGGCAGUCCUCAUGGAGGUUUUUCGGGCAGUCCUCAUGGAGGUUUUUCAGGCAGUCCUCAUGGGGGGUUCUCUGGUAGUCCACCUGUGGGUUCCAUGCCAAAGUCUUUUCCACCGUUUCAGCAUCCAAGUCACCAACUCUUGGAAGAAAACGGUUUCAAACAGCAGAAGUACUUGAAGUAUCAUAAACGGUGUUUGAAUGAUAGAAAGAAACUUGGAAUUGGUUGCAGUGAGGAAAUGAAUACAUUAUACAGGUUCUGGUCCUAUUUUCUUCGGGACCUGUUUGUGCCUUCUAUGUAUAAUGAAUUUAAGAAAUUAGCUAAGGAAGAUGCUGCUGCUAAUUAUAAUUAUGGCAUAGAGUGUCUUUUCAGAUUCUACAGUUAUGGUUUGGAGAAGGAAUUUAGAGAUGAUUUAUACAAGGACUUUGAACAUCUCACUCUGGAUUUCUACCAUAAGGGCAACCUGUAUGGCCUGGAAAAAUAUUGGGCAUUUCACCAUUACCGGAAGAUCCGCGACCAUAAAGAGCCUUUGAAUAAACACCCUGAUCUGGAUAGGUUGCUCCGGGAAGAGUAUAGGGGUUUGGAGGAUUUUCGUGCCAGAGAAAAGACUGGUGAAAGAGGAUUUGAAUUAAGUUGAGUGAUAUGCCUGGUAAAUAGACAUGGCAUAGAGUUUUGAUGGCAUUCCCAAUUUUGAUGAGAAGUCUUGACAACAUAACAAUAGAGUUGUUGUGAAGUAACCGGCCUGCAUUUUGGUUUGAAUGGAAAAAGAGAGGAAGAUUGUUUGUUUGUUCUCUAUAUUUGGUGAGAAAUCUCAUCAAAGAGGAUUGCUGAUUGCUUAGUGUUUUCAGGUUUCUUUGAUGAUGAUGAUGAUGAUUCUAUAUGGUAUACACCACUGCAUCCUUUCUUUGGUGGAUCUUGCAGACUUUGGGAGACACGUUUUCUUGUCUCAAAAAAUGUUGUACAUAAAGAUGAUAGAGACUAGAGUUGUGACAUUACAGCAUAAGAAAAAGAGGUUCUUGUUUUUAUUUUUGGUGGGGGGUGAAAAAGGGGAAAAGGGUUGUACUUAUAUCUUGCCAAACUUGAACAAUAAGAGUGAGAAUCUUCUUACUGUA